UUCUCCCACCCCCAGUUCCCAGCGCUCCUAACCGCCCGCGCCCGCUGCUAGGCAGCGGCGGGGAUGGCGAGCCGCGGAGCCGGGGCGGUGACGAUAGCAGCGAUUCCGCCAUUGGACGAGGAGGCCUGAGGGACGGGCCAGCCUGGUGAACAAGGAGACAGCGAGGCGGGUGGCCCCGAGAGAGCGAGGGCAAUGGAGGCCAGCAUGCCGAAGCGGAAGGAGCUUGGCAAGUCCCUGCGCAUCAAAGUCAUCUCCAUGGGCAACGCUGAAGUGGGAAAAAGUUGUAUUAUAAAACGAUACUGUGAGAAAAGAUUUGUGUCUAAAUAUCUUGCAACAAUUGGAAUUGACUAUGGAGUCACAAAGGUGCAAGUCAGAGACAGAGAAAUCAAAGUUAACAUCUUUGAUAUGGCUGGCCAUCCCUUCUUCUAUGAGGUUCGUAAUGAGUUUUACAAGGAUACACAGGGUGUAAUACUGGUCUAUGAUGUUGGGCAGAAAGAUUCCUUUGAUGCCCUUGAUGCGUGGCUGGCAGAGAUGAAACAAGAUCUUGGACCUCACGGAAACAUGGAAAAUAUUGUAUUUGCUGUGUGUGCCAACAAGAUUGACUGUACCAAGCACCGCUGUGUAGAUGAAAGUGAAGGGCGUCUGUGGGCCGAAAGCAAGGGGUUCCUGUACUUUGAAACUUCAGCACAAACUGGAGAAGGAAUCAAUGAGAUGUUCCAGACCUUUUAUGUAUCCAUAGUUGAUUUAUGUGAAAAUGGCGGGAAACGUCCUUUCACGAAUAGCAGUGCUAGCUUCAGCAAAGAACAAGCAGACACCAUUCGCAGAAUUCGAAACAGUAAAGACAGUUGGGACAUGUUGGGAGUCAAACCUGGGGCCUCAAGGGAUGAAGUCAACAAAGCCUAUCGGAAACUCGCCGUACUGCUUCACCCCGACAAGUGCGUGGCGCCUGGUAGUGAAGAUGCCUUCAAAGCGGUUGUGAAUGCCCGGACAGCCCUCCUGAAAAACAUCAAGUAGGAAGUCAGAGAAAAGGACAAGUGCGGGCCUCAAGUACAAACUGUCCCUAGAAGUGAAAUAACCAACAUGAAUUUUUUUUCUCCACAAAAAUCUUACUGCUUUUUUCUCUUGUUGUUAUUUGUAAAUUAGAAAUUCAGGUGCCUGUGACCAUUUCACAGACAUUUUACAGAGCGGUGAAGAGAACCAAGCGCCACUUGUACGUAUAGUUCAUUUCCUAUUUCCAAAUAACCUGAAUUUUGUUCCUCCUUCGUUUGUGAGCUUGGUGAUGGUAGCAUCCCUCACGCACUUGACUCAGGACAGUCCAGGAGGUUUCUGGAGGGAGGAAGGGGCACAGGAGAACCCUUUCGCUUUUUCUUUUCCUUUUUUAAAGUUCACUGGAGAAGGAGACAGCAGAAAUAGAAGGAAAUAAUAUCAAAACCCUGAAAGUUUGGUGGGACCUCACAAGCAAGUUGCUCCUUUUACAAGUUCCUUAGGUAGUAUUUGAACCAUCGAUCAAUCUAUAAUUAAUGAACUCUUGAGAGAGAGCCCUUUGGAAGUUUGUGAAUCGAGGUGAAACAGUUCCAAAUUGAGCAGCUCUUUGAGGACAUGUACUCUGUCCCCUUCUCCAGCCACCAGGGGGAGAGACAAGUUAGUCCUAGGAGAGGGGAGGCAGUGGCAGCCACGAGUUCUGGGAACACUGGCUGCUGCUGGUCUUGCCCCUGGAUCUGAGGCCUCUCUUUAGCCAUGGAACGGGGCUGGCGGCAGUAGGGAGCAUCAUGCGCCCGGGAAGCAGGCGUCAGACCCCACAACAGACGUGCUUGCAGCUCACGCGAGAGCUUGUGUACACAUCUCCGAGGGCAAGGCCUGAGGGCACAGCCAGCCUGGCGUGGACUGGUCUGAUGCCCCAGGAGAGCCUGUGGGUGAGGCUUCUGCCUUUUCUUGUCUCUGCAUCGUUUGCCACUGAAAGGUAGGAAAGCCUGCGGCACUCCUCCAUAAGCCAGGCCUCUUCACUUCUCUACACAAGUUCCUUCUUUUUCUUCUUCUCUUUCUCUCUUAUUUUUUUUAAAUAUACCACAUCUGUCAUUCUUCUCUUCUUGAAUCCCUGGCUUUUGGCCACUGCCUCUUCUAUCCUCCCUUACGAGCCUUGACCUUACAGUCCUCCCUUAUAAGCCCUGGUUGACUAGAGACAGGUAUGGAUCCUUUGGGUGUUGGUGGAGGGAGAGAUCUUAAGGCCUGUGUGGGAAGAAUCUCUAAUUUUUGCUUGGGCUCCAUAUUUCUAAAUAGUAAUAUUUUUAAACUAUAGAUUAUGAAAGCUAAUUUCACAUAGAGAAAUGCUUUCUUUUGCCAUAGUUUCCUCCUCAAUAUCCAAGGAAUGGAUGAAGAUCAAGUAUAUUAGGACUGGCCAUUCUUCCAGAGCUUUCAGAACUGGUCCCACUGUUUGACCCAUUAUAUCAUCAAUCUCAGUACAUUACUCAUACUUUUAGCUGCGACCACCCUGCACUGAUUGGGCUUUAAGGUACAUAGAAUGUGAAUUUUAAACAGCUAUCCCAUAUUGAUCACCAAAUAGCAUUCACCUUCUACCCAAGAAGAAAAGCCACUUUGGUUUAAUUCCAGCCCUCUGCAGUCUUCUGGAUUCUUCUCCUCUCCAAAGCAGCUUCCCUUUGUGUGGCUGCACUUGGGCUGCAUUGAGCUUGUUGUCAGGAAACCAGAGCCUUGUUUUCUUAUAUGACUUUUCAUCUUGGUGAUUCUGAAAAUGCUUCUUUUUUACGAAUUGAGUCUAAUUGAGUCUAAUACAUGAUUUCCUGGGGAUUUUCCUCUGGACUUUUAAUUUUAAAUAGCUUCUGGGACUGCAAAAGUCCAACCAGUUCCCGUUCUUCUGAAUUUAAAUUUUGCUUAAGGCCUUCAUCAUGCCUAAAGUAAUUAAAUGUAGGUCUAUGCUUACAACAGAACUAGACUCAAAUAAACGAGGGAUUGUGCAUGGUAGUUUAGCCCAAAUUGACAUGACAGCUCACUGAGUAUGUGGCCCUGUAUGAAGCCUGUGAGUUUUCAUCACUGUUACUAAAGGCCAGAUUGGUCACCUCAUUCAACUACAUUGUGCAGAUGAGCAGUUACAACAGAGUUCUUUAGUGCUUCCUUUCCUAUAUAGCGAGUGACUUGCUGAAAUUUAGCCUGAUUUUGGUUCUUAGGUCUUGGAACUCAGUUCCCAACACCUUCAUUAUUAAUGUUAAGGAUGGCCAUGAACUACUUCAUUUAUGUAAAAGAAAGAAAAGAAGAAAGUUAAGCUUCAGGGUCCUAGAAUUUGUCCGAGUGCCAUAAUCCUUGAGUAGAAUAUUAAGGGAUAAUAAAGCACGAGUUGCAAUGCAAAGUUUUUUGGUACUAACUUCAUACAAAACUUUGUAGACCUCUGUGCACUAAAUUUAUAUUCUCAGUGCAAAUAUGUACUUUGUAGUUCAACUUUAUGAAAUUCCUUCAGCCAGUUAGGAUUUUAAAAUACAUUGCCGAGAGUAACAACUGGCAGCAUCAUUCCACUGGCUAAAAAAAAUUUGAUGGAGAAUCUUGCUUUUCAGAAAAAAAUAAAAAGUUUGAACAGUUCUUAUAAAAGCCAUUACUUCCAUGUCUGAGUCAUCAAGAAUGAACAGUUUUAAAGCUUGUUAGAAAUCCCUUGAGACAUUUCUAACUAAUUGCCCAUCCUACCUAAACACUUUAAAAUACACCAUCCUUUUUUCCCUCUGUUCCCCUUUGGGGCUUCUUUGGAGUUGAUGUUCUCAGCUGUCAACAGUUCCACUUCAGCCUUGCCAUUUCGAGUCUUCCCAUACAUGUGUCCUCGGCUCUCUUGGCCUGUUUACGUCAAAGUCCAGGCCUCGGGUGCUGUGCUGCCCCCCGGGGGAAACUGCUGGAACCCGCCGGUGGCACACUGUUCUCUAGGCUUACAUUUACCUCAGGAAACUUACUCCAGUGUGUUCUCAUGCACUAAAGUUUCAACUGGUAAUUCUUCAUACCCACAAACCAGUAUCUAAUUCACUGCUGGUUAAAAGAGCCAUAGAUAAGGCAGCUAGAUUUCUGAAAGAAAGCCAGAGUAAGUUAGCAGCCCCUGUCAGCCCUGAAUCAGCACCACAGUUCCUCCUAGAACAGAGACAGAACCUCGAGGGGGAGGGAGGUAGUUCAGGCCCAAGUUAGAAAGGGUGGAGCUGCGUGCCGACUACCUCUGACAGUGACAGUGACAGAGACCUUCUCAAAGGUACUUUCAGUGGGUGCUGGAAUGUCACUCCCUUCCCCACCGCACUCCAUCCAGCUCACUCUGAGUCUGCCAGCGUUUCUGCAAAACUUUCGAAAAUGAGUUUAGCUGCACAAGAGAGCUAUCCACCUUCCAUUGCAAGGUUUGCAAAGUGAACGAACGUUCACACUUCUCAUAUUUGGUAUUAGCACAAUUGUAAGACAGUCGGUAACGUUUGUACGUUGGUUUUUCCGUUUAACGUUUCUAGAGAAGACAAAAGCUUAAAUUUGUGACGUGGGGAAGUUAGAUUGUGUCUAACAAGCAGUGCAAUAUUAGGCCAUGCCAAAAAGGCCCUGGUGUGAAGUGACUUGUUUGCAGGUUGGACGGUUUGGGUUAGUGUCCUGCAUCGAUUUCCCGUGGGGUGUUCGUCCCCUUUGACUGUGAAUGCAGAGUCUCAAAAGAAACCCUUAGCUCUUACGAGGUAAUUUACAUAUUUACGUUCUUUUGAAAUAACUGAAAAUGUUAAAUCUAACAGUUGUUUAUGUCUUGUAUAGAGAGUGUCAUAUGUAUUUAAGUUGUGUAUUUUUAUAAAAUAAAGCCAAAACUC
Molecule: messenger RNA, 4814 nt
Organism: Mirounga angustirostris (Northern elephant seal)
Lineage: Eukaryota; Metazoa; Chordata; Mammalia; Carnivora; Phocidae
Gene: DNAJC27
Product: DnaJ heat shock protein family (Hsp40) member C27
Exons: 7
Coding region: 193-1014 (273 amino acids)
Biological process (GO): phagosome-lysosome fusion
Cellular component (GO): lysosome; late endosome; phagocytic vesicle
Molecular function (GO): GTP binding; GTPase activity
Source: RefSeq, a predicted model, not a curated record